Messenger RNA from Acanthocheilonema viteae, 968 nucleotides. NCBI's taxonomy places the organism in Eukaryota, Metazoa, Nematoda, Chromadorea, Rhabditida, Onchocercidae. The record is from the annotation of a GenBank genome assembly.
AUGCGUAUAUUAAUACGUCAUAUUAUUAUCACACAACUUAUACUAAUAUUUUCUUAUCAUCAUAACAUAUCAGUAAGUGGUAUUCAUGAAAAAGCUGCUCCAUCUGGUACAUCAUCCUUAACAUUUGUAUUUGAUACCACCGGUUCAAUGAAUGAUGAUUUAAUUCAAGUGCAAGAUGGCGCGAAAAAAAUCCUAGACACUGUUCUCAAACAACGUGAAAAACUUAUAUACAAUUAUGUCUACGUGCCAUUUCAUGAUCCCAGAGUUGGACCGGUAUUUUCUACAACUGAUCCAAGAACUUUCCAAAGGCAUCUCAAUUCGGUACACGUAGUUGGUGGUGGUGAUUGUCCUGAAAUGUCACUUAGUGGUAUUCAACUGGCCUUAAAGGCUUCAUUGCCUGCAUCUUUCAUAUAUGUGUUUACCGACGCGCGCGCUAAAGAUUAUCAUUUAGAAGAUCAAAUCGUGAAUUUGAUUCAGGAGAAGCAAAGUUCUGUAGUAUUUGUGAUGACUGGAGACUGUAACAAUCGUACACAUCCCGGUUUUCGUUGCUUUGAAAAUAUCGCUGCUGUUAGUUUUGGACAAGUUUUUCACUUGGAGAAAACGGAUAUCAAUAAAGUACUCAAUUAUGUCCGUCAUUCCAUCACCCUUAAAAAGGUUCAUAUUAUAUACGAAAUUAGAAAUCACAGUGGUACAUUUUUAUGUCAGAUACCUGUUGACAGAUUGCUUACAGAAUUAACAGUAUCGUUAUCAGGAGAUAAAGAUGAUUCAAAUUUAGACAUUAGUUUGAUUGAUCCUAAAGGCACACGAGUAGAUCGAACUCAACUCAGCAAUGAAAGUGGUUCGAUUGAUUUGAGCAAUAUUAAACUAAUCCGGAUCCGGAAUCCUAUCCCUGGGAUUUGGAAAAUACGAACAUCAAGUCGUUUGAAACAUACAUUACGAGUGCUUGGUCAUGGCGCUAUUGAUUUCAA